Messenger RNA from Fonsecaea nubica, 2187 nucleotides. RefSeq lists its product as hypothetical. NCBI's taxonomy places the organism in Eukaryota, Fungi, Ascomycota, Eurotiomycetes, Chaetothyriales, Herpotrichiellaceae. Gene Ontology annotation, molecular function: zinc ion binding; DNA binding; DNA-binding transcription factor activity, RNA polymerase II-specific. The transcript is spliced from 6 exons. The record is from RefSeq and is a predicted model, not a curated record. The coding region runs from base 1 to 2187 and encodes 728 amino acids. Gene Ontology annotation, biological process: DNA-templated transcription; regulation of DNA-templated transcription.
AUGUCUACUGCAGCUGCAUCCGAUGGCUGGCCUGUCAAGAAGCGACGCGCUCCCAUCGCGUGCACGGCGUGUCAUGCCAGAAAAGUCCGCUGCAAUGUGGUCCUCGUCGGCCAACCCUGUUCCAACUGCCAGCAAGAUCAGACUCAGUGUGCUCUGCACGUCUCGGCGAGAGGUAAACAUAAACGGCGAAGGCUGAACAAGAAUUCACACCUCCAUACUGUUACGCCUCCUUCGUUAUCUUCGUCUGGACCAACUGCGGAUGCUCAAACCCAACCCCCGGCCACCACUGAUUUUGCAGACUCGAACCCCUCAAUCACUCCGCCAUCACAACCGCCAUCGCGUGAUGAGUAUGAAUCCCAGGCCAAUGUGGAAGCGUAUCGGAAUAUUGUCGAUGCAGUCGAGACGAACGGGGCCAAGGUGCCGUUGUAUGUCGGUGAGCUUCAAUCGCUUCGCUUUAUAUUCCAUGUCGCCAGGGACAAGAGCAUCGCCUCCAAAGCCCAUUACCUAGUUCCCCAACCGAAGAGGCGUCAAUUGUCGCCCGAAGAAUACGCGUGCCUACAGGCCAAGGGGGCUUUCUCAACAGAGUCGGAUGAUUUGAGAAACGAACUCCUUGGGCUGUUCUUCGAUUAUGUCUACCCGAUUCUGCCAAUCAUCGACCCUUACGACUUUCGUCGUCGGUACGAGGCUGGCGGCAUCCAGAGCAUCAGUCCGCUCUUGCUUCAGAGCAUGUUCCUUGCUGCAAGCAACUUCAUCUCGGCAGAUGGGCUAAAAAGGUCGGGCUGGCCAUCGCUGAUGCACAUGAAAAGGAGAUUCUAUGAAAGAGCCAAGGCACUCUACGACUUCGACUACGAAACAGACAAGAUAUGUCUGAUCCAGUCGGUCUUAUUGCUUGGCUAUUGGUUGGGGCAGGCCCACGACCGCACCGAUAGCUGGCACUGGGUGGGAGUCGCAAUCAGUCUGAGCCAGAGCGUCGGUCUCCACCGUGACCCAGGCUUCUCAGAUGUGCCCCCGUCUCAACGCAGCCUGUGGCGAAGGAUCUGGUGGUGUUGCUUCUACCGGGAUAGAUGCAUUGCGCUAGGCAUGGGACGGGCGUUCCGCAUCAAUGCCGAGGACUGCGACGUGAAGGAGCUUACCCUCGAAGACUUGGUGCACACCGCGAAAGACUCGUCGACGUCGUCAUCCAGCGCACACUUGAACCUGAACGAGGAAAGCGCCGCCAUUGUGGCCAAAUGCAACAACUACGCGCCCAUAUUUCUGGAGAUUGUCAAAUUGAGCCAGAUCUUGGGCGAGGUGCUUGCGUCCGUCUACAAGCCCCGGAAAGAGCCGAUGUCUUGGACCUUGAUCGAGUAUCUUGAGGACAAACUCGCUCGUUGGCAAGCAGCCCUUGAUCCAAGGUGUCGAGUUGACACGCCGCUUACCACUAUGAAUGAACCCAUCGCCAUGACGUUGCAUAAAUACUACAUUCAGAUCCUCCAUCACGUCACGGUGGUCACCAUGUACAAGCCCUUCGUCUUUCAGGAUGAUUUACUCCCGACCCGGCCUGGAAGCGACAUUUGCGCACGCAUCGCGUGGGAAGGGUGUCAGUUGUCGGCGUUUGCGGCAACAGACGGCUUCCGAAAACUCAGCGAGCUGGAGCUCGUCCGGUUUUUACCACCUGAAAGUGUGACAAUGCUCAUCUCAAUCAUUGCGAUUCUCUUCGUGGCGAAAUGCCUAUCAACGGGUAUGAAAUGGCACCUAGCGAGCCAGAACCUGGACCUCGCCAUGCUGGUGGUCCAGCAGUUACAGGAAAAGUAUCUGGCCGCCAGAUUCAUCUUUGCAUACUACACGGCGGCAUUUGAAAAGGUGGCACCCUCCCAGAGACCGCUGUUGGAUUCGGCGUCGGCAUCGACCACGGCAUCGUCUACUCUGCCGGCAGGUUCCUACUCGAAUGCUUUCCCGAACUUGGCCGUUGCUAACGCUACCACCACUGCCGACAUUGAACAUGUUCCAAGGAUAUACGAUGCAGGCAUUGAUGGUCGCGGUGGCCCUGGCACUACCAGCCCGUUUGACGCCGUCGAAUCCUUCUCCUCGGGACAGGAAGACCAUCUGAGCACCUGGGCCGAAUGUUUUCCGGCUAGCAUGGCCGCUGAUUUUGACAUUUUGUUCGGAGCAGAGGGGAUCAUGAGAGGGUUCGAGGAACUUGUUUGA